Geodia barretti is the source of this 929-nucleotide messenger RNA. NCBI's taxonomy places the organism in Eukaryota, Metazoa, Porifera, Demospongiae, Tetractinellida, Geodiidae. The record is from the annotation of a GenBank genome assembly.
CCCGCUCAAUUAGAGUCCCUAAAGCGUGCCCCAAAGACCACACAAGAGUUUGUCAGCUAGACGAUGGCGCAGCUGGUGGUACAAGGAGUGAUGAAGCAAGUCCUAAAGGAAGCUCCAGCCGGGGCUAGGGCAGUGCAGAGGGGAGACAACGUGACGGUGCACUGCACCGGGCACCUCCAGUCCACCAUGAAGAAGUUCUGGAGCACACGUGAUCCAGGUCAGAGAGUUUUCUCUUUUCAAGUAGGCAUGGGAAAAGUCAUUCAAGGUUGGGACGAUGGAUGUCUGACUAUGAAGGUUGGAGAGGGGGCUCGGUUCAGUCUGAGUGCAGAGAAGGCCUAUGGUUCCAGUGGAUUCCCGGCAUGGGGAUAUCCUUUCACUGUCCCCUACUGUAUAACUAUACUGUGACCAUACAGGUUGUGGCUGUGUGGUUGUUUGCUUUUUACCCUCUGCCACAUGUUAUUGUAUGUGUGUUUUUUCUCUCUAUACAACACAAAGACAGGGUAUGGCUUACACUCUGUAGCCUUCCCUCUGGGGGGUAAGGCUAGCCUCACAUGUUGACACUAAAUCCCAUUAGGGUGAAGUUUUGACAUUAUUGGUGAGCGACAACAAGUGUAUAUAUGUAUGUUGUGACCGGUGCUGCAGCACUUCACAUAUAUACCAUACUGUUAUGUACGUUACUCCAAGUACAGGUGAAAUAUUUGCUUGCUUAAUUCGCUCACAAAAAAGUGUGUAAUGUGUUGUUUUUUUUUUUAGUAUAGCUAUUUCCUUGACUGCAGUGCACAAUUCCUCCCAAUGCACCUCUAGUGUUUGACAUCGAAAUUGUCUCCAUCUCCUGAAUGCUGCACACUGAAUGAGGACUGUGCCUAUACCCACUUGCCUAUGUACUGACACUCAUGUUUGUGCAAGUACUAGAGAAGAGGUUUAUUUUU